AUGGCUAAGAAAAAGCGGCUGGGCGAAGAGCCAGACGAAAAUGGCGGAGUGAAGGGCCCGACCGCGUCGUCAAAAUCCAUCAAGUUCACUUCCGAGUCAUACCCGCAUCUUCAAAGAGACUCUAAGUUCGCCAAAGUCAGCGAGGAGCAUGUUAAAUAUUUUCGAGACCUUCUGGGUUCCGAUUCGGCCAUCAUAGAUGGUGUGUCGAAAGAUGCAUCGGAUGAUAUUGAAGCCUUCAACAGCGACUGGAUGCGCAAGUUCCGUGGCCAUACCAAACUAGUCUUGAAGCCCAGUUCCACGGAAGAAGUCAGCAAGAUCCUCAAGUACUGCAAUGACAACAUGCUCGCCGUAGUACCUCAGGGCGGUAACACUGGACUUGUCGGUGGCUCCGUGCCUGUGUUUGACGAGAUCGUGAUCAACAUGCAGAGGAUGAACGAAAUUAGGUCCUUCGAUGAAGUAUCUGGUAUCCUCGUCGCUGAUGCUGGCGUGAUCUUAGAGAACGCCGACAACUUUCUCGCCGAAAAGAACCACAUCUUCCCAUUGGAUCUCGGUGCUAAGGGCUCUGCCUACAUUGGUGGUAAUGUUGCGACAAAUGCCGGUGGUCUCCGUCUCUUGCGGUACGGUAGCUUCCACGGAAAUGUCCUAGGCAUUGAGGCAGUCCUUCCGGAUGGUACCAUUGUAGAUGACCUUUCGACGCUCCGGAAAAACAACACUGGUUACGACCUGAAGCAACUGUUCAUCGGCGGAGAAGGCACUAUUGGCAUCAUUACCAAGGUCUCGAUCAUCUGCCCGAGAAGGUCACCCGCCGUCAACGUCGCGUACUUUGGGUUGGAAAGUUACGAGCAGGUCCAGAAGGCGUACAUUGAGGCGAAAGGGCACCUAUCUGAGAUCCUGUCAGCCUUUGAGCUGAUGGACGGUCGCACACAAAAGCUGGUCAACAGAGUCACCGGUAAGAAGAUGCCUCUAGAGGGCGAGCAUCCAUUUUACUGCCUGAUUGAGACCAGCGGCUCUAACGCCGAGCAUGACGGCGAGAAAUUGCAAGCAUUCCUUGAACACGUAAUGGAGACCGAAGUCGUAUCCGAUGGUGUUCUCGCCGAGAACCAAACUCAGAUUCAGGAGCUCUGGUCAUGGCGCGAAGGCAUCACCGAGUGCCUUGGUCACGAUGGAGGUGUCUACAAGUAUGACUUGUCGAUCCCCAUCGCUGAGCUCUACGAUCUGGUCAACGAGACACGCGAUCGCUUGACAGAGGCUGGCCUGCUUGGCAACGACUCCUCGCACCCCGUAGUUGACGUCGUUGGAUACGGUCACAUGGGUGAUGCCAAUCUGCACCUCAACAUCCCAGUCAGGAAGUUUGACAAGGCUGUAGAGAAGAAGCUCGAGCCUUUCGUUUACGAGUGGGUACAAAAGCGUAAUGGCAGCAUCAGCGCUGAGCACGGCUUGGGAGUAACGAAGAAGCCAUAUAUUGGAUACAGUAAGAGUGAAACCAUGAUCAAGCUGAUGAAGCAAAUCAAGGAUCUAUACGACCCUAACGGCAUCAUGAAUCCGUACAAGUACAUAUAG
Messenger RNA from Alternaria hordeiaustralica, 1560 nucleotides. RefSeq lists its product as uncharacterized. The coding region runs from base 1 to 1560 and encodes 519 amino acids. The transcript is spliced from 5 exons. NCBI's taxonomy places the organism in Eukaryota, Fungi, Ascomycota, Dothideomycetes, Pleosporales, Pleosporaceae. Gene Ontology annotation, cellular component: mitochondrion. Gene Ontology annotation, molecular function: catalytic activity; FAD binding. The record is from RefSeq and is a predicted model, not a curated record.